UUUAUAUAUUUUUAAAUAAAAAUAAAAUAAUACAAAAUUAAUAAUAAUAAUAAUAAUAAAUGAAGGGUUACAUUUCUCUGUCCCUGAUUGCAUUUCUUGUAGCCUUUGCUACACCGGUGGUUCUAGCCGAUGAUAUAACUCCAAUUCCCGCAGAAAAAGCCCAAGUUGAGCCAUGGUUCAAGGCCAACGUUAAACCCCUUUCCGAGAGAAAGGGCACACUCGACCCCCUUCUCGAAGCUGCUGAAGCAUCACCACGUAUCAUCACCGUGAAUCAAAAAGGAGGCGGCGAUUUUACGACAAUAAACGCAGCGAUCAAGAGCAUUCCUUUGGAAAACAAGAAACGUGUGAUCGUCAAGUUGGCCCCUGGCGUAUACAAAGAGAAAGUCACAAUUGACAUAGGCCGACCAUUCGUUACAUUGCUUGGCAAACCUGGUGCUGAAACCAACUUGACAUUCGACGGAACAUCCGCUAAAUACGGCACCGUCGAGAGUGCCACGCUUAUCAUCUGGGCACAAUACUUUAUGGCUGCCAACUUAAACCUGAUCAAUACUUCUCCAAUGCCGAAACCAGGUACACAAGGACAAGCUCUAGCUAUGAGGAUCAACGGGGAUAAGGCUGCUUUCUACAACUGCAGAUUCUAUGGAUUCCAGGACACUCUUUGCGACGACAGAGGCAACCAUUUCUUUAAGAACUGUUACAUCGAAGGAACCUAUGAUUUUAUUUUCGGAAGAGGAGCUUCCUUGUACUUGAAUACACAAUUGCAUGCUGUUGGAGAUGGAUUAAGAGUGAUCACAGCACACAAUCGUCAAAAUGACAAUGAGCAGAAUGGGUAUUCGUUCGUCCAUUGCAAGAUCACUGGAGAUGGAACCGGAAUCUACUUGGGCAGGGCUUGGAUGAGCCACCCUAAGGUCGUCUAUGCCUACACUGAAAUGACCAGUGUCGUCAACCCGUCCGGAUGGCAAGAAAACAGGACCCCCGCUCAUGACAAGACGGUGUUUUAUGGAGAAUACAUGUGCACGGGACCAGGAUCACACAAAGCUAAGAGAGUGGCACACACACAAGACAUUGACAACAAAGAAGCUAACCAUUUCCUUUCUCUCGGCUACAUCAAGGGCUCCUCAUGGCUUCUCCCUGCUCCGGCUUACUAAAUUAACCACACCCUUCAUAACUACAAUUCUAUAUUUUUCACUAAAAGAAAAAUAGAAUUGUAGGUUUUAUUUUCGGAAAAUCCUCUCCUUUUGUUAUAUAUGAUGGAAGAGUAGAGACUUGUCUAGUUUUGGUUUUAUUGUAAUCAAAAUGAUUAUUAUAUUAUAUUGAUAAGAGUUA
Molecule: messenger RNA, 1326 nt
Organism: Capsella rubella
Lineage: Eukaryota; Viridiplantae; Streptophyta; Magnoliopsida; Brassicales; Brassicaceae
Product: probable pectinesterase 49
Exons: 5
Coding region: 60-1148 (362 amino acids)
Biological process (GO): cell wall modification
Molecular function (GO): pectinesterase activity
Source: RefSeq, a predicted model, not a curated record